CGUGCCCGACGUUUCCAGACUCUUUGAAGUGAGUCGCAUCUCCUAUUUCUUUAUCUGGGUCAAUCCCGUCCCCCCUUUCUUUAUCUCCCACCGAGACUUUUCUUUUUCUUGCUCUUUUUCUUUCUUUCUUUUUCUUUUUGGGGCUUCUCAAUUUUCGCUCUCUUCUCUUCCUCCACCCUCCCCGCCAUUGCGUCCGAGAUCGACUAACAUGCACAUCUCAGUUCCCUUCGAACAGCACUAUGUCCCCGGUCUACGCCGCGAAUGGCUCCCUAGACCCGCGCUCUCUCAACUAUGAAAGCAGUGACCUGAAUGAGAUCACGCGGCGGCAGAUGAAUGAGGACAUCAGUGCCUAUCGCUAUGACUUGGACUUUUGUCGGAACCAGCUGGCCGCCCCAGACCUGACUGCCCAAGAGACUCGGACGCUACAGAUCCGCAUCUUGGAUUGCGGGCACAACAUCCGCCACUGUCAGCACCGCAUCCAGCAGCUGGACGUGCAGGCACGCAGCGCAGCCCUCGUCCCCGCGGGCGGGUACAGGUCUCAGCAGAAUUACCGUGCCGCAGGCUCGGCACCUAGGGCUGGGGGUGCCAAGCGACCACGCAUCUCCAAGAUAGAGGGCGAGGAGGACGAGAAUGGGAGAGUAGGCGGUGGGAACGGCGAGGCGGACAUGGUGAUAGACAUGAACGGCGCCAGCACCGUGUCGAUCCAGCGCCUCGGAUUCUGGAAGUGCCGGCUGUGCACGUCGCAGAAGUACCUCGACUCGGGUUCCAAUCGCGUACCCAGUGCACCGUGCAAGUGGCCGUUGAAGGACGUAUCUAAGAUGCUGAAUCAUUUCCUCGAUAUGCAUACGGAGCACGCCCCUAAUGAGCGAUGCGAAGAGCUCGGAGCGGCACUGGCACAUAAUCGCGGGCCUUUCGAGUACUGGCUGACGCGCACUCGAUCGCAAGAGCUAGACGACAUGUCCGUCAUCGACGACUUGAUCCACACUCUGCAGUCUGGCACCCUGCCCGAGGCCCUGCGCGGCCUCAACAGAGCGGCCAACGCAUUCCCCAAUACCGUGUCUGGCAUCAAGCGUUGAGGCCCCUGCCUAUGAUUUAGGGAGAAGGGGGGUUCUC
Molecule: messenger RNA, 1113 nt
Organism: Durotheca rogersii
Lineage: Eukaryota; Fungi; Ascomycota; Sordariomycetes; Xylariales; Xylariaceae
Exons: 2
Coding region: 240-1076 (278 amino acids)
Source: RefSeq, a predicted model, not a curated record